Molecule: messenger RNA, 1346 nt
Organism: Eublepharis macularius
Lineage: Eukaryota; Metazoa; Chordata; Lepidosauria; Squamata; Eublepharidae
Gene: ARL6
Product: ADP ribosylation factor like GTPase 6
Exons: 8
Coding region: 223-783 (186 amino acids)
Biological process (GO): protein localization to cilium; vesicle-mediated transport; cilium assembly
Cellular component (GO): axoneme; cytoplasm
Molecular function (GO): GTP binding; GTPase activity
Source: RefSeq, a predicted model, not a curated record
AUGGGGGUGGCUGCUAGUGAGCCUGGAGCUGACGUGACCCCCUCCUCAGGCAAAAACAAGUCACCUCCCCAGGUGGCUUGGCGCGGGCUCAACUUCUCCUCGCUUUAAACCAUAUUGAGAUCCACGCAAAGCAUGGAUGGCAGGGGCAUGAUUUAAAUGAAAAUCGCACCGAGGCAUAUUCUUCAGAAACACUGUAACUGACUGUGCUUUUCAAUCACAAUUAUGGGAUUAUUUGACAAACUAGCAGGCUGGCUUGGCCUAAAGAAGAAAGAAGUUAAUGUUUUAUGCCUUGGAUUGGACAACAGUGGUAAAACUACUAUCAUCAAUAAGCUGAAACCAUCUAAUGCUCAAACUCAAGAUAUUGUUCCCACAAUAGGAUUCAGUAUUGAGAAAUUCAAGACAUCCAGUUUGUCAUUUACUGUGUUUGAUAUGUCUGGUCAAGGUAGAUACAGAAAUCUCUGGGAACACUACUACAAAGAAGGCCAGGCAAUUAUUUUUGUCAUUGAUAGCAGUGAUAAACUCAGAAUGGUUGUGGCCAGAGAAGAACUUGACACCCUUCUCAAUCAUCCAGAUAUUAAACAUCGGCGAAUACCAGUUUUGUUCUUUGCAAAUAAGAUGGACCUCAGAGAUGCUGUAUCAUCUGUGAAAGUUUGUCAGUUAUUGUCCUUAGAGAGUAUCAAAGACAAGCCAUGGCAUAUCUGUGCUAGUAAUGCUCUUAAAGGAGAAGGAUUACAGGAAGGUGUAGACUGGCUUCAGGGUCAGAUUCAAGCAACGAAGACAUGAAAAGCCGAUGAACUCUGAAAAUGUCAUUAAAAGAACAUUUGUGGAUGUAUAUGACAAGCCUUGAAGAUAAAGACUUUUUUAGGUUGUUUACAGCAAUGCAUUUUAUUGAUUAUUUCUUGGGCUUAACAAAAGCCAAACUUUUUUUAAACAAUGUGUUAUAUAUGGACAUUCAUGAUAUUAACCAACCAUUUUAGUAUGGUUAAACAGAACAUUCAUAUCAUUGUAUACAUACAUGCUGGUGUUUUGGCGUUGGUACCCAGUAAGAGACAUCUUUGAACCUCAAUAAUUUGGUUCUUAUGAGGUCUCUAUAUAGUGUCUUCUGUUCAGAAGUCUGUAUUGAAAUGUAUCUUUACCAGAAUGUAAGUUUUGUUUUGUACAGAAACCAGCUUAUACCAAUUAAUUUGUUCACAGUAUCUUUUAAGAUAUACCAAUUACAUGUGAAUUGUGUUUUUAUAAGUAAUUGAUAUUUAUGAGUACCAUUCUGCUUGUAUGUGGUGAAUUAUAUUGCAUCCUGUAGCAGCUAAAAAAAUAUUUUGAUAAAUAAAAUAUGGUGUUUGAUUGAC